AUGAAGCUGUUUGGCGUAUCUUUUGGUUUUCCAAUUCAUGAACGGGAUCCAGCAGUUGUUCAGUUAGCCGUUCAUCUUGAAAAUGGUCAGCGUGCAUAUUUCACGAACGAGACAGCGAUUGAUGGUGCUAUAAAUCCACCAAAAUAUACACUCACUGAAUUUUUUGAAUUGUGUAAUCGUGCGGAUGAUUUUGUUGCCUUUGCACGUACUUUACUCUAUUCACAAGUACCACGCUAUUUCACAUGGGCUCAAACAAAACAAUGGAUACCCCGCAAGCAAGGCUCACCAGUUGAUGCAUGCCCCAAUUUAUUCAAAUCAAACGCCUUGGGGCGAGUAUUUACAGUGAAUCCAAGACAGACUGAGUGCUUUUAUCUUCGACUAUUGUUGGUUAAUGUUACUGGCCCAUUGUCAUUUCAAGAUAUACGUAAAGUGAAUGGGCAACAGUAUACAACGUAUAAAGAUGCAUGCCUUGCAAUCGGCUUGCUAGAAGAUGACAAUCAGUGGGAAUGUAUGCGUGCUGAAGCAGCAUUGAACUGUACAGCAAUACAAAUUCGUCUACUAUUCGCUAUAGUGUUGACUACAUGUUUUCCAGCCCGAGCAGAGAUAUUGUGGAAUAAUCACAAAGAUUCAAUGACUGAUGAUAUAUUGCAUCAACAUCGUUCACGGUGUAACGAUCUAGCGAUAAAAUUCAGCGACGAUAUGUACAAUAAAGCAUUGAUUGCUAUUGAGGAUCUUUGCAUUAUCAUUGCCAACUUACCACUCAGUCAUUUCGGUAUGAAUUCGCCUAAUCGAGAUGCAACUGAUUUAAUUAACACUGAAAUGAAUCGUGAAAUGCAGUACAACACUGUAGAAACGGCGGCGAUUGUUACUCGCAAUGUCCCACUAAUGAAUGAAGAACAAAGAACCAUUUACAACCGCAUUAUGCUCGCAGUUUCAACAGGACAAGGUGGGUUCUUCUUUUUAGAUGCACCAGGUGGAACUAAAUAUUCAAAAUAA
This is a messenger RNA of Cotesia glomerata, 996 nucleotides long. RefSeq lists its product as uncharacterized. NCBI's taxonomy places the organism in Eukaryota, Metazoa, Arthropoda, Insecta, Hymenoptera, Braconidae. The record is from RefSeq and is a predicted model, not a curated record. Bases 1 to 996 code for a protein of 331 amino acids. The transcript has a single exon.